Molecule: messenger RNA, 1662 nt
Organism: Momordica charantia (bitter melon)
Lineage: Eukaryota; Viridiplantae; Streptophyta; Magnoliopsida; Cucurbitales; Cucurbitaceae
Product: replication factor C subunit 3
Biological process (GO): DNA-templated DNA replication; DNA repair
Cellular component (GO): nucleus; DNA replication factor C complex
Molecular function (GO): DNA clamp loader activity; ATP binding; ATP hydrolysis activity
Source: RefSeq, a predicted model, not a curated record
CUAGAGUAAAUUUCAGGAAGCAGGGACGAAGGGGUUACGGUCAAUUACCCCAAACCUGUUUGGCGCCACAUUUCCAAUUAACUGGAAUAAAAAAAAAAAGAGAGGGAAAAAAAAUCCACUGCCGGCCUAGCUCCAGUCUCCGAUCGCACGCUCACCGCGACGCCGAGAGCAAAAUCAGACUCUGAAGCAGCUCGGUCCAGUUCCAGUUCCAGUUUCGAAAAUUUUCAGCCAUGUCAGAAGCAAUCGCCGUCAUGGAUAUUGACGACGACCAUGGCAACAAUGAAGCUGGGAAAUCCGUCAAGGGCAAAAACGUCGCUGGUCCUGCCGCCGCACCAGACGGCAAAGCUAUACCCUGGGUUGAGAAGUUCCGGCCCAAGUCUCUCGCCGAUGUUGCUGCUCACCGUGACAUUGUUGACACCAUUGACAAGCUGACCAGUGAGAAUAGGCUGCCACAUCUCCUGUUGUACGGCCCUCCUGGAACUGGCAAGACAUCAACUAUUCUAGCGGUUGCGCGCAAGCUUUAUGGAACGAAUUUCCAUAACAUGAUAUUGGAGCUAAACGCCUCAGAUGAUAGAGGGAUAGAUGUUGUGAGACAGCAGAUCCAAGAUUUUGCAAGUACCCAAAGCUUUUCAUUUGGGGCAAAAGCAUCUGUAAAAUUGGUACUGUUGGACGAGGCAGAUGCCAUGACUAAAGAUGCACAGUUUGCUUUACGUAGAGUGAUUGAGAAAUAUACGAAAAAUACAAGGUUUGCCCUUAUCUGUAAUCACGUCAAUAAGAUUAUUCCAGCAUUACAAUCGAGGUGUACCCGUUUUCGAUUUGCUCCCCUUGAUAAUUUUAAUGUCACUGAACGACUCAGAUAUGUUAUUGAAGCUGAGAGGUUGGACGUCACUGAGAGUGGCUUAGCAGCUCUUGUUCGACUUUGCAAUGGUGAUAUGAGAAAGGCUCUAAACAUUCUUCAGUCAACGCAUAUGGCUUCUCAGCAAAUUACUGAAGAAGCUGUAUACCUAUGCACAGGAAACCCAAUGCCCAAAGACAUUGAGCAAAUAUCAUUUUGGCUGCUGAAUGAACCAUUUGCUGACAGUUUUAAGCGAAUAUCUGAAAUGAAGACCAGAAAAGGAUUGGCUUUGGUUGAUAUAGUUAGAGAAGUCACUAUGUUUGUUUUUAGGAUCAAGAUGCCAUCGGAUGUAAGAGUUCAGUUGAUUAAUGAUCUGGCUGAUAUAGAGUACAGGAUGAGUUUUGGAUGCAAUGACAAAUUGCAACUCGGAUCACUCAUCUCAUCUUUUACUCGAGCUAGAUCUGCACUCGUUGGCGGCGCAGAGUAGGAAAUUUAGGUCCAGAGUAUCACGUUUUGCUCACCAACCAUCUGUUGCCCGUGUGCAUUGAUUAGGUACGAACAUGUUCUUCAUUUGACUUCCAGCUUUUGGUGGAAAAAAGUAUAUGCUGACAUUGAUGUUCUGUGAAUGUAAAAACUUUUAAACUUUGAGAAAGUCCACAAAGAAGGGUCAGAUAACAUUUAAAGUAUUUUUUUGUUCUUGGUGGAAUGGUUCACUUCCAAUAUUUCGGCACAUGCUUAUCUAUAACAGUAGAUCUCUACAACCACCCAUUUUUUGUUCUCAUGCGUGCAGAAAUUGUUUAUUGUGUAUUUUUGUUAGCUUUAGAAUA